CCGGUCGACCCGUGAUCCGAAAGGCCAAAGAGGCAGACUCUCUUACAGAGUUCAGACAAGAAACAAAGCCGAAGAAGCAUCGAUGGAGAUAGCCGCCACGCGCACCCUCACUCUUUCCCCGCCGCAAUCACGUCAGUUCUCACAUACCUUCUUCUCCAAAAACCUCGGAUCGUUACCUUCUCUUCGUUUCAACCUCUCCGGUAGAAGAAACUUCUCCUUCAAAAGCACUAACCUUCGCGUCUCAGCGACCUCCAUGAGCGCCUUCGCCGCCCAGAAACUCUCGCCCGAAACCUUCCUCGACAAAAAGGAAAGCGGGAUCCUCCACUUCGUCAAGUACCACGGCCUUGGAAACGAUUUCAUUCUGGUAGACAACAGGGACUCCUCAGAGCCUAAGAUUGCUCAGGAGCAAGCUGUGAAGCUCUGUGAUCGAAACUUCGGCGUUGGUGCUGAUGGAGUCAUCUUUGCGAUGCCUGGCGUUAAUGGCACUGAUUACACUAUGAGGAUAUUCAACUCAGAUGGUAGUGAACCUGAGAUGUGUGGAAAUGGAGUUAGAUGCUUUGCAAGAUUCAUUGCUGAGAUUGAGAAUCUACAAGGAAAGCACAGUUUUACAAUACAUACUGGUGCUGGCCUGAUUAUUCCAGAGAUUCAAGAUGAUGGGCAGGUUAAGGUUGAUAUGGGGGAACCGAUACUUAGAGCAGAGGAUGUGCCUACGAGGUUGCAAGGGAACAAAGGUGAGUCUGUUGUUGCGGCGGAGCUGGUAGUUGAUGGAGUGAGCUGGAAUGUGACGUGUGUAAGCAUGGGGAACCCUCACUGUAUCACUUUUGGCACUAAGGACGGACAGGAUCUGAGAGUUGAUGAGCUGAAGUUGUCAGAGAUUGGUCCUAAGUUCGAGCACCAUGAGAUGUUCCCUGCUAGAACCAACACAGAGUUCGUGGAGGUAUUGUCACGUUCACAUUUAAAAAUGCGUGUCUGGGAGCGUGGGGCAGGAGCAACUUUGGCUUGUGGAACAGGAGCUUGUGCUCUGGUUGUUGCAGCAGUCCUUGAAGGUCGAACAGACAGGAAAUGCACGGUGGAUCUACCUGGUGGACCGUUGGAGAUAGAGUGGAAAGAGGAAGACAACCAUAUUUACAUGACCGGUCCUGCUGAUUUGGUGUUCUACGGUUCAGCUCUUCUUUAAUGGAAGAGGUAGCUACUGUGUUGUUGUGAUCUUGAGUCUUAAUAUGCCCAUCUUGGUCUCUGUUGUCUUCUGCAUGGAUGACAUGAAACAUUUGAUGCACUUCUCUUAUUGUUUCUGCUAAUUGUGUUUUCCUUUUGCUAAAACAGAUUACUCUAUAUGGUUUGGUAUAAACACACCACAAAGAUUAUUUUGUGUA
Molecule: messenger RNA, 1373 nt
Organism: Brassica oleracea var. oleracea
Lineage: Eukaryota; Viridiplantae; Streptophyta; Magnoliopsida; Brassicales; Brassicaceae
Product: diaminopimelate epimerase, chloroplastic-like
Exons: 8
Coding region: 83-1177 (364 amino acids)
Cellular component (GO): cytosol; cytoplasm
Molecular function (GO): diaminopimelate epimerase activity
Source: RefSeq, a predicted model, not a curated record